AUGUCGCAAUGCUCCGGCGAUGGACUGGCUUCCCGCCGGGCAGAAUCAUCUCCUCUGCUGGGAAACAGGGCCACUGAUGGAUCAUGUACAUCGUAUAACCCUGCCGGCUAUGACACCAACGAAGCCGUGACCUUCCAGCCGAGCGCUCCAUUGCCAAAAAAGCAAGUUCUCUUGCUAUGCUAUGCACGUCUGAUGGAGCCGCUCGCCUUCUUCUCCAUCUUUCCUUACGUGGCCGAGAUGGUCCAGCGUAACGGCAACCUUGCGGACUCUGAUGUCGGUUUCUAUAGCGGCCUCGUCGAGGCGGCCUUCUCAGCGGCGCAAGCUGUGACCCUGCUACUCUGGGGCACACUAGCCGAUCGUUUCGGGCGCAGAUCGAUGCUCAUGUACAGUCUCGCCGGCAUGGCAACCGGCACGGCCCUAUUCGGCACGGCUUCGGAAUUAUGGCAUAUGAUACUCUUCCGAAGCCUCACGGGCCUAUUCUCCGGCGCCAACCUCAUCAUACGCACCAUGAUUGGCGAGCUGUGCACGCCGGACUCGCAGGCCGCCUUCUUCAGCUGGUAUGCUGUUGCCGGGAAUCUGGGCAUCUUCAUCGGACCCAUCAUCGGCGGUGCUCUCGCGGAUCCGGCCAACCAGUAUCCCUCGGUCUUUGGGGACAGCGCGUUCCUGCAGCGCCAUCCCUACGCCUUGUCUGGUUUCACCACGGCGGCCAUGACCGGCACCGCCGUCCUGAUCACCGCCGUCGCAAUCCCAGAGACGCUGCCGGAACAGGCAGGCGGCAGUCUCUCCAGGGCAUGUCAGAUAGUGCAGCAGGACUCUCCGCAGCCCUCGAUGCGGCAGAUACUGCAAACGACGCAGGUGCAGGCCGUGCUGGGCGGCUACGCGUAUGUCAUGUUCAUCGCCAUUGCUUUCAUGGCCAUCCAUCCCGUCGCGCUGUACACGCCCGUCCACCAUGGAGGGCUCGGGCUCUCGACGGCCCAGAUCACGAUCUUCAUCGCGGCUGUCAGCGCCAGCGAGACUGUGUGGCUCAUGAUUGCAUUCCCCGUGCUGCAGCGCCGAGUCGGUACGAAACGCGUCCUGGUCGUCUGCUCGUGGCUGUGGCCGCUCUUCUUCGCUGGGUAUACGGUCACCAGUGCGCUCGAGCGAGAGGGUCAAACCAUCGCUGCCGUGGUUGUGGCCGUGUUCAACAUUGUCGUUGGGCCGGGGGCGUUCAUGGCCUUCACCGCCGUCCAGCUGGCCGUCAACGAGGCGAGCCCGAGCCCCGGCGUCCUGGGGAAGCUGAACUCGUCGAUCGAGAUCCUGUCCAGCAUUAUCAGGAGCGUUGUUCCAGGCAUAGCCACGGCCGUCUUCGCAGUCGGGGCGCGAGGGAACAUUUUAGGCGGCUAUCUAGCUUGGGUGGUCCUCAUCGUGUCCACGAUGGGUCUCCCAUUAAUCCUGAAGCGAUUCCCGGAUGAUCACGUUCGUUGUUGA
Messenger RNA from Verticillium alfalfae VaMs.102, 1467 nucleotides. RefSeq lists its product as hypothetical. Lineage: Eukaryota; Fungi; Ascomycota; Sordariomycetes; Glomerellales; Plectosphaerellaceae. Gene Ontology annotation, molecular function: transmembrane transporter activity. The transcript has a single exon. Gene Ontology annotation, biological process: transmembrane transport. The coding region runs from base 1 to 1467 and encodes 488 amino acids. The record is from RefSeq and is a predicted model, not a curated record.